Messenger RNA from Oncorhynchus kisutch (coho salmon), 2543 nucleotides. RefSeq names its product kinesin-like protein KIF14. The record is from RefSeq and is a predicted model, not a curated record. Gene Ontology annotation, molecular function: protein binding. Lineage: Eukaryota; Metazoa; Chordata; Actinopteri; Salmoniformes; Salmonidae.
CAAUGUAAUUUGUGUGGGUCUUUGUUACUCGAGCUGAAAGCUGAGGUAGAGAAGUUACGGGCGGCUCAGAUGAGCUCUCAGUGCAACGAGCCGGAGAAGAUGGGCCUCUUCCAGCAGGAGAUCUUGGCUCUGAAGAGCCAGCUGACGCAGCAGGAGAGGGAGAUGGCCGAGGCCCACAGAGCGUGGAGAGAGAAGCUGGAGCAGGCAGAGAAACACAAACGCGAGGAAACCGAAGAAUUACAGGAAGCAGGCGUCACAUUUGCUGUGGACAACCGACUACCCAACUUGAUGAACCUGAACGAGGACCCACAGCUGUCGGAGAUGCUGUUAUACAUGAUUAAGGAGGGACAGACCAAGGUCGGCCAGCACAAGUCCAAGUCCCCCCACGACAUCCAGCUGUCUGGGGCCCUUAUCGCCGACCACCACUGCGUCGUUUCCAAUGUAAAUGGUGAGGUCGGCAUCACUCCCAUGGAAAACGCCUUUGUCAACGGGAACCUGGUCUCUGACACCACUGUCCUGCGUCUUGGCAGCAGGGUGAUCCUGGGCGGAGACCACUACUUCCGCUUCAACCACCCGGCAGAGGUGCAGUCUGGGAAACGCGUGUCAUGCUGGAUGGGAGCGGGCGAUGGCCAGAAGGACUUUGAGUUUGCCAAAAACAAGCUGCUCUCCGCUCAAAGAGCACAACUGGAAGAGGAGAUCGAGGAGGCCCAUCUGAAGGCCAAAGAGGAGAUGAUGCAGGGAAUCCAGGUGGCCAAAGAGAUGGCCCAGGAGGAGCUGUCGGACCAGAAGGCUCGUUAUGAGAACAGGAUCAAAGCCUUGUUAGAGAGAACUGGUACGUCCACUAUGGCUUUACCAACCAAAUGUGAGGAGGAGAGCGAGAGGAAGUGGCAUUGGGAGAUGGACCAGCAGCAGGUAACCUCCAAGAUGGAGGAGCUGCAGUCGGCCAAGGUGGAGCUGGAGCAGGAGGUGGACACGCACAAGACACGUCUCCGCCUCCAUAUGGAGGCCCAGGCCACACGGCGGGCCAUGGCCGGCCACGGUGUCCGACAGGCCAAGGUGGUGGAGGCCCUCGAGGCAGAGAAGUGGAAGAUCGACAAAGACCUCGAGGAGAUGCAGACAACUGCCGUUGAAAGGAAGCAGGACUCCGAGAAACGGGGGACCGCAGCGCCUCUGAAGAUGACGACGUGUUUUACGACCCCAAUGAUGAGUGGGAGCAAGAUAUAUCUGCCUCCUCAACCGCCGCCUCCUUUUCACGCAGAAGGUCUGUUAGGUGUGGCCAAACCACCCUCUCUGCACCCAAGCUCGUCAGACUCCGUCCUGCCGGGGAUAUGCAAAGAUCUGAUUGGUCAGACGGUAGGGCGGCUGCGCGAGUGCCAUAGCCACGAGGAGAGCAUGGCAGACAGGCCGACCUCUGACCUCUGCUGCGUGUACACGGCCGUGACGACCAUCUCCGACCUGUAUGACGGCCUGGAUGUUGACAGUCAGGAGAACAUGUUUGAGGCUGAAACACAGAGCCAGCUGGUGAAGGCCACCUCAGCCAUCCAGAGAGCCGUGUUCAUCACCAUGCAGUGGGGGACCAGUGUCGAUCCUGGAACCGGAACGCUCUACAUUAAUGCAGAGGAGCUCAGACCCCAAGUCAAGAGAAUGGGAGGCUACUUUCAGCUUCACAUCCAGGUUAAACAAGACCCCAAGUCAAGAGAACGGGAGGCUACUUUCAGCUUCACAUCCAGGUUAAACAAGACCCCAAGUCAAGAGAAUGGGAGGCUACUUUCAGCUUCACAUCCAGGUUAAACAAGACCCCAAGUCAAGAGAACGGGAGGCUACUUUCAGCUUCUCAUCCAGGUUAAACAAGACCCCAAGUCAAGAGAACGGGAGGCUACUUUCAGCUUCUCAUCCAGGUUAAACAAGACCCCAAGUCAAGAGAAUGGGAGGCUACUUUCAGCUUCACAUCCAGGUUAAACAAGACCCCAAGUCAAGAGAACGGGAGGCUACUUUCAGCUUCUCAUCCAGGUUAAACAAGACCCCAAGUCAAGAGAACGGGAGGCUACUUUCAGCUUCUCAUCCAGGUUAAACAAGACCCCAAGUCAAGAGAACGGGAGGCUACUUUCAGCUUCUCAUCCAGGUUAAACAAGACCCCAAGUCAAGAGAAAGGGAGGCUACUUUCAGCUUCUCAUCCAGGUUAAACAAGACCCCAAGUCAAGAGAAAGGGAGGCUACUUUCAGCUUCUCAUCCAGGUUAAACAAGACCCCAAGUCAAGAGAAAGGGAGGCUACUUUCAGCUUGAAAAAAGAGAUUGUGAUGUUAUCCUGGGUAAAUAGGUUGGAUAAAGUUUUGAAUUGAAUAAAUGUAGACAAAGACCCCGUCACCAAUCGGAGAAAUGAUUCAGUAGAGUAGCAGCUGGAUGUGGCUGUGCAACAUACAGACGGAGCUUUGCACCAGCUACAUUCAUAUGCACUUUUUGUACAGCACAACAUAUGCAUUGUUGACUGGUUUAGUGCAAAUCAUUUCAUGGUGAAUUACAGUAAAAUACAUUCUAGAAAAAUC